Daldinia loculata is the source of this 1181-nucleotide messenger RNA. RefSeq names its product pyridoxamine 5'-phosphate oxidase. The record is from RefSeq and is a predicted model, not a curated record. The transcript is spliced from 4 exons. Gene Ontology annotation, biological process: pyridoxine biosynthetic process. The coding region runs from base 302 to 1099 and encodes 265 amino acids. NCBI's taxonomy places the organism in Eukaryota, Fungi, Ascomycota, Sordariomycetes, Xylariales, Hypoxylaceae. Gene Ontology annotation, molecular function: FMN binding; pyridoxamine phosphate oxidase activity.
GGAGACCUUUCUUUUUCCUGGUCAUCAUGGUAUAACAUGCCAUACUUCUUUUUUUUUUAAGUUUAUAUUUCGUCCCCCUAAAAUAUAAUAUAGGAAGGCAUAGUUUAUAAGGAUUACUUAAUACGAGUACUACAUAAGGCGAGCUCCGCAGCUUGUCGUACGGCAAGUCUUCUCAUAUGAGAUACCUAAUGUGUACCUACCUAGGUAGGUUAGGUAGGUAUACAACGUGACUCCCUUGCCAUAAUUAAACACAUUUCACGUCUGCCUCAGCGUUAAAAACCUACCUAAUUCUUACAUCUCUAUGCUCUUCGUUUCCUCCCGAUUUUUGACAACUACGCACAGGAUGGCUUUACAUUCAGCAAGUGUGGACAGUAAACUAAUAUUCGCUCCCGCGGGUAAAGAGGCUCAUGGGCAAGCAGAACAAUUUACAAGGGGUGUAUUAACUCGCUCAGACCUUGAUGCGACCUCACCUAUUCGUCAGUUUCACAAGUGGUUUGCCGCAGCCCAACGGUCCGGUCGCGUUGCUCAUCCAGAGACUUGCUGUCUGUCUACUGCAUCGCUGCCAUCCGGCCGUGUAUCUUCCCGUGUGGUUUAUCUAAAGGAACUGGAUGCUGAGGGAUUUGUUAUCUAUAGUAACUUUGGUACGAGCAAAAAGGCCCAGGAUCUUGCUACAAACCCAUGGGCAAGCCUCACCUUCUGGUGGGAAGACCUUGAGCGACAGGUGAGAGUGGAGGGGAGGGCAAACAGGCUCACCCGCGAAGAGAGCCAGAAAUAUUUUGAUACGAGAGUUCGUGGCAGCCGUAUCGGUGCUUGGUCAAGUCGUCAGAGUCAGGUCCUAAAACCGACUAGGGGUGAGCAGGGCGAGGAGGAAGAUGAUGGGCGAAAGAUACUCGACGAGUGGGUCAAUGAGACUGAGAAGCGGUUUGAAGGAGAGGAAAGCAUCCCGGUUCCGGACUUCUGGGGUGGCUUGAGAAUAAUCCCCGAAUACGUGGAGUUUUGGCAAGGUCGACAGAAUCGCCUGCAUGAUCGGUUUGCUUACGAUAAGAUAUCUACGGAAGAAGGUGUUGAGGAAUGGUCUCUUGAGAGACUUAGCCCAUAAAUAUCAUUGGUCCAUAUCAAGCGUACUUGACGGGCUGAACUGUCGUUCCUAUUGCCACUUUACGAUUACCCUCACGUACAAA